Molecule: messenger RNA, 1209 nt
Organism: Xylona heveae TC161
Lineage: Eukaryota; Fungi; Ascomycota; Xylonomycetes; Xylonales; Xylonaceae
Product: nucleosome assembly protein
Exons: 5
Coding region: 1-1209 (402 amino acids)
Biological process (GO): nucleosome assembly
Cellular component (GO): chromatin; nucleus
Molecular function (GO): histone binding; chromatin binding
Source: RefSeq, a predicted model, not a curated record
AUGUCGGAACCAAUCCGCAAUAAAAGACUUGACCUGCAGCCUGCGCCGACACCUCAGAAUACUCCUGCAAAUAAUGCCCCUAUAUCUUCUCACGCGCAGCAGCCGGGCGUGUCUAGUAUCUCGGAAGAAGAUUUUGACCGCACCGCAGCCGCGUCUAUCUUCGCACAAAACCCCAAAUUAGUCUCUAUGAUUCAGGGGAAACUUGGAUCGCUUGUGGGCCGCUCUUCUGGUUACAUUGAGUCGCUUCCUGCACCAGUCCGCCGUCGCGUCGCUGGAUUGAAGGGAGUUCAGAAGGAGCACUCCAAGUUGGAAGCCGCCUUUCAAGAGGAAGUUCUUCAACUUGAAAAGAAGUACUUUGCAAAAUUCACACCGCUCUAUGAAAAACGCUCCAAGAUCGUUAAUGGAUUGGAGGAACCUACUUCUGAAGAGGUGCAGGCUGGUGAAGAAGGAGACGAAGAACUGGAGAAACAUGUCGGCUCAACAGACGAGAAGAAUGAGGAAGCUUCGGAGGCUGUGGCCGGAAUUCCAGAAUUCUGGCUGUCAUCUAUGAAGAAUCAAAUCUCACUUGCCGAGAUGAUCACGGACCGGGACGAGGCAGCUCUCAAAUACCUCAUUGACGUGCGCAUGGAGUAUUUAGACCGCCCGGGUUUCCGCCUGAUCUUUGAGUUUUCGCCAAACGAAUUUUUCGCAAACAAGACUAUCAGCAAGACCUAUUUUUACCAGGAGGAAAGUGGAUAUGGUGGUGAUUUCAUUUACGAUCACGCCGAAGGCGAUAAGAUCGACUGGAAGACCGGAAAAGACCUCACGGUUCGGAUAGAGAGUAAGAAGCAAAGAAACAAGAAUACAAAGCAGACGCGUGUCGUCAAAAAGACUGUUCCGACGGAAUCUUUCUUUAACUUCUUCUCCCCCCCCAAAGCUCCUACUGAGGAUGACGAUGAUGCCGCUUCGGAUAUUGAAGAGCGUUUGGAGCUAGACUACCAACUUGGAGAGGACAUCAAAGAGAAGCUCAUUCCCCGAGCGAUUGACUGGUUUACCGGGGAGGCCUUGCAAUUCGAAGAAUUGGAUGAGGAUGUGGAUGAUGGUGAGUUUGAGGACGAGGAUGAUGAGGAGGAUGACCUCAGCGAAGAUCGUGACGAGGAUGAUGAGUCCGAAGAUGAGGAUGACAAUUCUAAGCCAAAGCAAGAAGCUGCUGAGUGCAAGCAAAGUUAA